GGUGAGUUCGAUCCCAUAGCGAAGAAACCCCUUCAGUAUGGAGGACCUAAUGACGAAAUCCUGCUGAACAACAUGAAGAAAAACCGAGAAAGGUUCUCCAGCAAGGAAAGAGAAUUCGUGUACAAAUUCCAGAUAGGAAGUGAGCGCUUAGAACUGAGAGUGCCCCUCAGGUUUCCCGUGGACGAGAAUGCCAGUCAUCUGCAUGGACGUCUGAUGCUGCUGCACAGUUUGCCCUGCUUCAUAGAGAAUGACUUAAAAGAAGCUCUGGCCCGGUUUAUAGAAGAAGAGUCCCUCAGAGACCAUGACAGCGAUGCAGAAGCAUGCUUGGAGGCGGUUAAGUCUGGUGAGGUAGAUCUACACCAGCUGGCGAGUACAUGGGCCAAAGCGUAUGCUGAGACAACCCUAGAGCAUGCGAGACCUGAGGAGCCUAACUGGGAUGAAGACUUUGCAGAUGUGUACCAUGACCUAAUCCAUUCUCCGGCCUCUGAGACUCUCUUAAAUCUGGAACACAAUUACUUUGUUAGCAUCUCAGAAUUGAUUGGCGAAAGAGAUGUGGAGCUGAAAAAGUUACGAGAGAGACAAGGCAUUGAAAUGGAAAAGGUGAUGCAGGAACUGGGGAAGUCGCUCACAGAUCAAGAUGUGAACUCACUGGCUGCCCAGCACUUUGAAUCCCAGCAGGACUUAGAGAAUAAAUGGUCAAACGAACUGAAACAGUCUACAGCUAUCCAGAAGCAAGAAUAUCAGGAAUGGGUGAUAAAGCUUCAUCAGGACCUAAAAAACCCCAACAACAGCUCCCUCAGUGAAGAAAUUAAAGUGCAGCCGAGUCAGUUCAGGGAAUCUGCGGACGCCGCUGGAAGGAUCUAUGAGGAGCAGAGGAAGCUGGAAGAAAGCUUCACCAUUCACCUGGGAGCCCAGUUGAAGACCAUGCACAAUCUGCGGUUGCUGAGGGCAGACAUGCUGGACUUCUGUAAGCACAAGAGAACGCAGGGGAGCGGCGUGAAGCUCCACCGGCUCCAGACGGCACUGUCCCUUUACUCCACGUCCCUCUGUGGCCUGGUUUUACUAGUAGACAAUCGGAUUAAUUCAUAUAGCGGCAUCAAAAGAGAUUUUGCCACAGUUUGCCAAGAAUGCACGGACUUCCACUUCCCGCGGAUUGAGGAGCAACUGGAGGUUGUCCAGCAGGUGGCGCUGUACGCACGAACCCAGCGCAGGAGCAAGUGCAAGGAGGCACGCGAUUCUGGAAACCAAAAUGGAGGAAGUGAUGAGAAAUCUAAGAAUGCUGAGAGAAACUAUUUAAAUAUUUUACCAGGAGAAUUUUAUAUUACACGUCAUUCUAAUCUCUCGGAAAUCCACGUUGCUUUCCAUCUCUGUGUGGAUGACAACGUGAAGUCAGGAAACAUCACUGCUCGGGAUCCCGCUAUUAUGGGACUCCGAAAUAUACUCAAGGUUUGCUGUACCCACGAUAUCACAACGAUAAGCAUCCCUCUCUUGCUGGUGCAUGAUAUGUCAGAGGAAAUGACUAUACCUUGGUGCUUAAGGAGAGCUGAACUGGUGUUUAAGUGUGUCAAAGGUUUCAUGAUGGAGAUGGCUUCAUGGGAUGGAGGAAUUUCUCGGACAGUGCAAUUUCUGGUACCACAGAGCAUUUCUGAAGAAAUGUUUUAUCAGCUGAGUAACAUGCUCCCACAGAUCUUCCGGGUCUCCUCAACACUCACUCUGACAUCCAAGCACUAAACCAUACACUGACACACUGACUGACAGAAGAGGAUUUCUGAACUCCUGGAAUCCUGUUGAGCGGAAGGUGCCUGGUGGGCCCUGAGCCCCCUGUUAAUGAUGAUGUACGUAUCUAACAUUCCAAAAUGUGUCUGCUUCACAGACCAGAAGCAGCUCCCAGUGAGCUCUUACUCAGUCCUUUGUGGAAUAAUAGCUCUUCUUUCUACCUAUAUGUCCUAUCAGGGGAUGAUGAUGCUAACACUUAAAGUGUUUCUCAAACACGGACACUUGUAUGCCAUUGCGUUUCCAUGGAGACUUCUGGUUUUUCCAAGGCAUGAGUUCUGUAUUAGGAACAGGCAUAAUCGGGCAUACGAGUACAAUCUUCCUUCUACUUUAUCUGUCAAAUCAAAAUUUAAAUAUACAUUUCAGUGUAAGUUUCUUAUGAAAAUGUUUUUGUAGUUGGUAAAUAUACCAGACAAAUGUGCAUGUUGUUUUAAAUUCUCCUGUUUCAAAGCCUGGCUUUUAAUCAUCUCUUUCUAAGGUUGUAUAAGUUAGAGUCAGAGAAGGCUUUGAAUUCUUUACCCCUGUUUCACCUUCCCUCUGUGACCUUGCCCAUGUCUAUUAAUAACAUUUCAUGGGCCGGGAAAAUAGUGUUCUUUUUUGUCGGCCUGAUGUAAGUUAGUGUAAACCCACGCCUGGUAGCGUUCUGGUGUCUGCAACACUGACCAACGGCUCGAUUUUAUUUCUCCAUCCCCUGGAGUCCCUGUCCCCAUUCCUCCCCUCAUCUCCAUGACAGAAACGGCUUUCAGGUCUCUGACUCUGAUCUCCGAUGUUUGUUCUCCUUUGUCCAACUUGGUUUUGGGGCACUCUCUCCUCAUGGGCUGCUCAUCAUGGAACCCAUGUGUAUUGCUAAGAGCAGUGACUACUACAGCAGCGCACAGACAUCCAUAAAAGCUGAGGUCUCUUCACAUCCAGGUAAUUCGGUGUUGGUAUUGCACAGUAGGAUGAAAUAUGAAGUCUUUGGUGUCAUAAUAAAGUGGUAUUUCUUGAUGUGAAGAAAACAAGCACAGUAAUCUCUUAGUAUGGCAGAGUGUCAGAACUGUGGUAGACUCUCUGAUGGUGGACAGAAUACUUUCCCAUGGAGGGAUCUCCUGAUUUUCUACUCAAGGAAGAGAUGGAACCCAGUCCACACUGACCAUUAAAUAUGAAUUUUUCCAAGUUCUCUGCCAAGGGCUUGGUACUGCUUUUGGAGAUUCCACAUUUCCUGGAAGAAAUGGUCUUUCAAGCACCAUUGCUCUCAUUAGAAUUAAUUCUGGUGCAGGGCAGAUGGCUAGAAACCAGAGAUGGACAGGUCAGGAUUAGACCGUUUCUAUUAAACUGGUAGGCUUAGCUGGGGUGUGAAUACAGUGGGAUCAAUAAAAGGCACUCUGAGCCAGGGGCGUACCAGGAGUGGGAGGAUUCAAAAGGAGGCCUUAGGAUCUUUCUACAGAUGCUGUGGGGCUGAAACAUUUUAGGGGCACACCAGCAGAUUGAACUGUGGUGUGUAGAGGGAAUCUCUUAUGUCUGUUUGGAAGCUUCACCUGUCAAAUAAAGCCGAUUGGCUGGUAGCUGAGGCAGGGAAUUCUGGUAAGCAGUAAGGACUCUGGGCCAGAGGGUGGGUGGGAUUCUCCUGGGAACAUGGAGGACAGCGGAAGCCUGGGAGCUGAGCAGAGGUAAGCAGCCACAUGGCAGACUUAGAUUAGAAUAAAUGGGUUAUUAAGUUAGAAUCUAGGGACCCAACCAAGGCUUGUGGCCAAGGUGUUUGUGAACAUAAUUGUAACUCAGAGUCUUUAUUUCUGGGAACAGGGUUGUGGGGAACCACAUCUCAACAGCUGCAUCCAGCUGUCAGAGUGCUGGGGCUGUCAGAGUCCAGGGGGGUUGAUGAAUGCUGCUGACCAGUUUUCGUUGUCACCCCAAGGCUGCUUUACCAAGUCACUUAUAAAUGGGGCCUUCACUGAAUGACAAUAUAAAGUAAAACUUGACCUGUAAAAUCAAGGCAAAUGUAUUGAGUAUCCAGUUUUCAGUUAGUGCUGUAUUAUACAGUAUACAUCAGUGAUAAGAUUGGAGAAAACAUUCCUACAAUGUUAGAUGUCACUGAUGAAAACACACCCAAAACUUGCAUCACAAUUGUAAUUAAAACAUGGUUGCAUAUA
Messenger RNA from Rattus norvegicus (Norway rat), 3902 nucleotides. It is a transcript of the gene Ferry3, whose product is annotated as FERRY endosomal RAB5 effector complex subunit 3. The record is from RefSeq and is a predicted model, not a curated record. Gene Ontology annotation, cellular component: cytoplasm; early endosome. Lineage: Eukaryota; Metazoa; Chordata; Mammalia; Rodentia; Muridae.